AUGAAGGAUACAUUCCAUGAUGAGCCAGACACGGAGAAGGGGGACUUCAACCACGAGGAACUCAUCGCCACUUUCAGCCCAGCCGAGCAAAAGAAACUCAUUCGAAGAAUUGACAUGCGGCUCGUCAUCACCCUCGGUUUCCUUUACUGUGUCAGUCUCCUUGACAGGACCAAUCUCGGAGCUGCAUCUGUUGCUGGAAUGCAAGGAGACCUGAAGAUGGACGCAACAAACAACGGAUACAGCAUCACAUCACUAGUAUUCUUUAUCACGUAUACAAUCUUCCAAAUCCCAGCCACCGUGAUCAUCCGCAAAAUUGGACCCCGGCUCUUCCUCUCGGGUAUUGUACUUUUCUGGGGAGCGGUCAUGCUCGCAUUCGGUUUCGUUCCGAAUUGGGAGACAAUGGCUGGCCUACGUAUCAUUCUUGGUGCCUUGGAAGCAGGUCUAUACCCCGGUAGUGUCUAUCUCCUCAGUACAUGGUACCCGCGCUACGAGCUCCAAAAACGCAAUGCAACAUUCUAUCUCAUCGGAAGCAUGGCGUCUGGAUUUGGUGGCAUUCUGGCAUAUGGACUAAUGCAAAUGGAUGGGCUGGCUGGUAAAGCUGGAUGGCGAUGGAUUUUCAUAAUUGAAGGUCUCCUCACCUGUGUACUGGGAGUUGGCUCUUACAUCCUGCUUGUCGACUUUCCUGAACAAUCACCCAAAUCCUGGAAAUUCCUGAACGAGUCGGAAGCAUCAUUUGUGAUUGCAAAGAUUCAAGCUGAUCGAGCAGAUGCUUCGGUGGAGCCCUUUUCAAUGGGUAGAUAUCUUGCCAAUUGCAAAGAUAGCAAGGUCUGGGCUUAUGCUGCUUUGUACAUGCUCACGACAACAAAUAGCUACUCGAUUGCCUACUUCCUGCCUAUCAUUUUGGAAAAGAGCAUGGGUUUCUCCGUUGCAAAGGCCCAGUGUCUUGUGGCACCGCCGUACGUGGCUGCUGCAAUUGUGAUGUUUGUCCAGGCUGUUUACUCGGACAAAUGGCGCCUCCGCGGCCCAAUCAUCGCUGGCAAUGCUUUGAUGGGACUUCUCGGUCUUGGGCUUCUGGGGUACCUGGAUGCUGCGGCGCCGAGGUAUUUUGGGGUGUUCUUGGCCACUAUUGCCGGCAAGUCCUGUCACAAUUGA
This is a messenger RNA of Penicillium olsonii, 1152 nucleotides long. Lineage: Eukaryota; Fungi; Ascomycota; Eurotiomycetes; Eurotiales; Aspergillaceae. The record is from the annotation of a GenBank genome assembly.